Messenger RNA from Pogona vitticeps (central bearded dragon), 5516 nucleotides. It is a transcript of the gene LRIG3, whose product is annotated as leucine rich repeats and immunoglobulin like domains 3. Gene Ontology annotation, molecular function: protein binding. The record is from RefSeq and is a predicted model, not a curated record. NCBI's taxonomy places the organism in Eukaryota, Metazoa, Chordata, Lepidosauria, Squamata, Agamidae.
CGCUUCGUCUCCCAAGCCCCAGCCAGCCAUCUAGGCUCCCCUCAGCUCCUCUCCUCCUCCUCCUCUUCCCCUUCCCCUUCCCAACCAGCCAACCCUCCCCUCCGUUUUGUUGUUAUCACAUGGGAGGAGGCGGGCUCGGCUGGUCCAGGCAGGCGCUGGGGGAAGGAGGCGGAGGAGGAGGAGGCGGCGGCGGCGGAAAGUUUGGCGAAGCGUCUGGAGUUGGCGGCGCAGCGGCGAAGCUUCGGCGGUGGGUUUAACGCGAGGUGGGGGGGCAUGAAGGAGAGCCCCCGACGGCCCUGAUAGCCGUGGAGGAACGGGAGGCUCCGCGCCGCUUUCUAGCCCGGUGCGCUGAAGGCGCGAAGAACUCCGGCCAUGGGCUCCGCCGCGCACCUCGUUUGGCGGCGGCGGCGGCGGCGGCUCCUGCUGCUGCUGCUGCUCCUUGCCUGUAGCUUCGUUCGCGUGGGACUGGCUGGAGGGUGUCCUGCGUCGUGCCGCUGCCUGGGGGAACUCUUGGACUGCAGUCGUCUCAAACUGCACCGAGUGCCCGAGCCUCUCCCGGACUGGAUAGUCCAGCUAGAUCUAAGUCACAAUAGAUUGUCUUCAAUCAAGCCUAAUUCUUUGAGCCAUCUUCAUCAUCUGCGAGAACUAAAACUGAACAGUAAUGAAUUGGAAGCAAUACCAGAUCUGGGGCCUAUUUCCGCAAACAUUACGUUCCUCUCCCUAUCAAGUAACAAGAUUUCAGACAUCUUGACUGAAGACCUGAAACCAUUUCAGUCUCUAGAAACUUUAGACCUGAACAACAACAAUAUUUCUCUGCUGAAGAUGGAAUCGUUUCCUCCCCUGGUGCUCAAGUACCUCCACAUCAACAACAAUCGAAUAACCAGCCUGGAACCAGGCACUUUUGACAAUUUAUCUGCAACACUUCAAGUACUGAAGUUGAACAGGAACCGAAUUUCAGCUAUCCCACAAAAGAUGUUUAAGCUUCCCCAUCUCCAACAUCUAGAGAUGAACCGCAACAAAAUUAGAAAAAUAGACGGCCUUACUUUCCAAGGACUUUCUUCCCUGAAAUCUUUAAGGAUGCAAAGAAAUGGAAUCACCAGGCUCAUGGAUGGAGCUUUCUGGGGUUUAAGCAGCAUGGAAAUUCUGCAGCUGGAUCAUAACAACCUAACAGAAGUUACCAAAGGCUGGCUUUAUGGUUUGCUGAUGUUGCAGCAGCUCCAUCUUAGCCAAAACGCUAUCAGCAGGAUCAGCCCUGAUGCCUGGGAGUUUUGCCAAAAACUCAGUGAGCUGGAUUUAACUUACAACAAUUUAGCACGGCUAGAAGAUUCAAGCUUUGUUGGCUUAAACUUACUGGUGAGACUGAACAUUGGGAACAACAAAGUGAGUUACAUUGCUGAUUGUGCCUUCCGGGGACUAUCCAGUUUACAAACUUUGGAUCUUAAAAACAAUGAAAUCUCAUGGACAAUUGAAGAUAUGAAUGGUGCAUUCUCUGGACUUGACAAGCUUCGAUGGCUGCUACUACAAGGAAACAGGAUUAGAUCAAUUACUAAGAAAGCAUUUUCUGGUCUGGACUCACUUGAACACCUAGAUUUAAGUAACAAUGCAAUCAUGUCAGUUCAAGGAAACACAUUUUCACAAAUGAAGAAACUUAAAGAAUUGUACCUGAACACAUCAAGCCUUCUGUGUGAUUGCCAGUUGAAAUGGCUUCCAGAAUGGCUGACAGACAACAACUUCCAGACAUUUGUGAAUGCCACUUGUGCCCACCCUCAGACACUCAAGGGAAGAAAUGUUUUUGCUGUCAGCUUGGAUGGUUUUGUGUGUGAUGAUUUUCCAAAGCCACAGAUUACUGUCCAACCUGAAACUCAGUCAGCAAUCAGAGGUUCCAAUUUAAGUUUUAUAUGUUCAGCGGCCAGCAGCAGUGAUUCCCCAAUGACUUUUGCAUGGAAGAAGGACAAUGAAUUGCUACAUGAUGCUGAGAUUGAGAAUUAUGCACACCUCAGGGCACAGGGUGGCGAAGUGAUGGAAUAUACCACCAUUCUUAGGCUCCGCAAUGUGGAUUUCAGUAGCGAAGGGAAAUAUCAGUGUGUUAUUUCGAAUCACUUUGGCUCAUCCUAUUCUGUAAAAGCUAAACUUACGGUGAACAUGCUUCCUUCAUUUACCAAGAUGCCCAUGGACCUUACCAUUCGUGCAGGCGCAAUGGCCCGACUGGAAUGUGCUGCAGUUGGCCACCCAGUGCCCCAGAUUGCUUGGCAGAAAGAUGGUGGCACUGACUUCCCAGCAGCACGCAAGCGACGUAUGCAUGUGAUGCCUGAAGAUGAUGUGUUUUUUAUUGUGGAUGUCAAAAUUGAGGAUACCGGUGUUUACAGCUGCACAGCACAAAAUACAGCUGGUAGCAUUUCUGCAAAUGCGACAUUGACAGUCUUAGAAACUCCCUCAUUUUUACGGCCCUUGCUGGACCGAACAGUGACAAAGGGCGAAACUGCAGUUUUGCAGUGUAUCGCAGGUGGUAGUCCUCCACCACGACUCAACUGGACCAAGGACGACAGCACUUUGGUAGUGACUGAGAGGCAUUUCUUUGCAGCAGGAAAUCAGUUGCUUAUCAUUGUGGACACAGACUUUGAAGAUGCUGGGAAGUACACAUGUGAAAUGUCUAACACUCUUGGAACAGAGAGGGGCAACAUUCGCCUCAGUGUAAUUCCCACUCCUACCUGUGACUCUCCUCAGAAUGCUGCUCCAUCUUUGGACGAUGAUGGAUGGGCCACUGUGGGUGUUGUGAUCAUAGCUGUGGUAUGCUGUGUGGUGGGUACUUCUCUCGUGUGGGUGGUCAUCAUAUACCACACAAGGAGAAGAAAUGAAGAUUGCAGCAUUACAAACACAGAUGAGACAAAUCUGCCUGCUGAUAUUCCAAGUUAUCUGUCAUCCCAAGGAACUCUGGCUGAAAGACAAGAUGGAUAUGGGUCAUCAGAGAAUGAAAGCCAACACCAUUUUGCAUCAUCUUCAUCUUCGUCCAUGGGCGGAUAUUUUUUACAACAAAGAGAUAGUAGUGGAAUGUGUCAUGUGGAUAAUUGCAGUGAAAAUGAUUUAGAAGCUGUAGCAGAUCCAUUUUUAUGCCAUUAUCUGGGAACAUCAGGAAGUAUAUAUUUGAAAGGGAAUAUGUGUGGCCCAGAUGUGUUUGAAGUCUACAGUGCAGGUUGUAACUCAGAGCAGAGAACUAUGUGCACGGAUGUUUAUGAUUCAAGCUACUUAAAGAAAAAGGAAAGUCAUUCCCAUCCUCACCUACCUGAAGAUCAUUUUGACCCAUAUAUCAGCUUUUCUGGAAUACAUACUCCAAGCAGUAAAUUGUUUCCUUCCAUUUACACUCAAAGUGAAGAAAGUGUCACAAGAAGCCCACCGCUAAACAUGGACAUAUGUGAUUUGAAGAGAAAUCAAGGGCCAUCUUCUGCUACUACAAGUAACACUUUCAUGGGCACAUUUGGAAAACCAAUAUGGAGACAUCAGCUUGAUUCCUUUCCGACCUCUAAGCCACCAUCAAUUUGGCAACUAAAAGCCUCCCCAAAUCAUCCUCAUGAAUCCUUAGACUUUGACUCAGAGUCGGAGGAUGAUAACAGAAAGGACAGGACGUUUUCGGACGGUGACAGUGGCCAUUAUAUGUACAGGCAGGCAGCUAAACAUUUUAGGACUCCUACUUUUCUGUCCUUUGAGUUGGAUACAUAGUUUUCCUACCAUUUCCGCAAAACUGUUUUAUGACCCAAAGAAAUAUACUACCUCAAAGCGGACAUUAUUUAAAGAGAGAAGGGGAAAAGGACAUUCCGUUCUUCGUCGUUCUCUUAGAGAUAUGAUUCUGAAAAAAAGAAAUACAUUUUAUAUGGAUGCAAAUUUAUUGCAAAACAUUAUAUACAGUUUCAUGCAGAUUAUACAUUCCUUAUAGAAUAUAUUUCUAAUAAUUUUAUAGCUUUGUUUUAACCAAAUAAUCCCCUUUCUUUUGUAAAUUAAUUGUGUGAAUAAGAACUAUGCAAUUGUUACUAAGGCUUCAUUUUAUUCAAAUAGGUGCUGAAGUAUUCCAAAUGAAUGCCAACACAUGUACUGUGUGUGUGUGUGUGUGUGUGUGUGUCUGUCUGUCUGUCUGUCUGUCUGUCUGUCUCUGUCUAUAUGUGUUUCAUGGAUAUUUGAAAGUUCAAAGAGGUAACAUGGAUGUAGUUGCAUAUAAUUCUUUUAUGAGUUGGACUGCUCUGUUCACUGGAACACUGAUUUAAAAAAACACACACAUGCAGCCAAGAUUUGUUUAAAGAAAUUAGAAAGGUGAUUUCCUUGCCCCCUUGCCCAGUUUGUCUACAUUCUGGUUGCCAGUGAGUUCUGAUAAUGAAUGUAUGCACAGAAGUACUUGUACGUUUCUCACUCUCUAUAGAUUCAAUCUGUAAAAAUGCUUUGUAAGUAACCCAAGUUCUGUGGUUGAGUCAUCCAUUCCGAACCACCAUGUCUCAUAGUUCAUAGCAAAAUCAGUAUCAGGACUUCUAGUCCCAGGUAUUAGCAAAUCUCAGUUAUUAAUAAUUUAGGCCUAGUCCAGAGGUCCUAAGUUUCAGGCACAGGUUUUCCUAAACAGAGGAGAAUCCUGUCCACCCAUUUCUUUCAUGGGAAAACAUUGGAAGUAUGACUUGGAUGAAUGUUUAUGUCAUGCUCCGUUUGAAGAACUAGAAUAUUGUCCUGCAGAUUUCCAUGUAUUGAUAAGGAUCUGCACUGAAGAAGCCUACAGACAAGCCACUUCAUAAACAGACUUCUUUAAAGCAGCAGCAGGGUGCUUCUGCUUUCUUGUAAAUCAUAUGAUGCGCUCUUCCUAGGUAAAAUGGGACUUUUCAUUCCUCAGGUUUGUACCUCCUCCUCAAGUCCUGAGUUAAACAAAGUGAUUGUGCUGCUGCAUCCUGCACCUAAACACCUCUCUUAAAAGACUAGGAGCUGGUUUUUGGUGUGGCCAUUAGUUUUGCGAUACAGCACGUGUGCUCUGUGUAGAAGGUCCCAAGUUCAAUGGUAGCAGGUGAUGGGAAGGACCUCAACCAGAGACCUUGGAAGCCUGCAGGCAGUCAAAAGAGGAUUAGGUAGAAAUCCUGUGCUAUCUUAUCUCGGAAUAUGUUCCACUGAAUUCAGUGGGACUUCCUUCUGGGUAGUCGACCUGAGUAGAACUGGAGAACCUUUUAUUAAAUUGACAAACAGAUUGAUCUGUCGCCUUCUUGAUUGGGUUGCCUGUUUCUCCACAUCUACCUGUUCGAAGUCUGAGCACAUUCUCGUGAUGAGAAACUUGGCACAUGCUGGGACAGUGAGGAAUACACUGUCUACUUCUACAGUGCCUGCUCCUGCUGAAAAGAGAGCGGCUGUACACUUUGUAGAAAUGGUUUCUGGCUGUCUUAACAUAGCAAUUGUUCUGUCUGCUUUUCAUCCUGCAAAUACAUGUCUGGAAACAGUCACAUGUAGCUGGGACAGUGUUUGCAUUUAAAAUGUCAGCUCAUUAAAGUGUCAAAAGAUGA